AAAUAUCGCGACAACAAGACAAAGUUACAAAUCGCUUUCUGAUUGGUCCGGAGUCACUGUUGUAAGAUGGCGCCCAGCGAAAAAUGAUUGUUUAAGGGAAAAGAAAAACUAAAUAGCUUGCCACUUGGAGAACAAAACACAAAAUAAAGAAUCAACCCGCCAGAUAGAAAGAUCCCUCACACUGAGGAAGAUCCCGUUGGCAGCAAUGAAUAACUCCCUGGAUGGUACAGGCUCCUAUGAGGAGCUUGUGAGGCAGAAAGCUAGGAGCAUCCCUCAGCAUCGCAUGAAGGAGUUCCUUGAAUCCUUGGCCAACAAGGGUCCAGAUGCCCUGCAGGAGUUCAGCCAGCAGAGCGGAGAUGCUACAACUACCACUACUACAAUGGUCUAUCAACAGGAGGCUAACUGCAUCUACACAGACAGCACAGAGGUGGCAGGAUCAUUGUUGGAACUGGCUUGUCCGGUUCAGGUGCAGGUCCAGCCGCAACAGAUACAGGAGUCAACAUCUCAGCAGCAAACUGUACAACAGACUACGGAGCAACAGAUAGUGCAGGUGCAAAUCCAGGGUCAGCAGCAAGGUCAGAUGCUGAGUCAGGUGCUCCAAGUGCCCUCUGGCUCCCAUCAACAGCUUCAAGGAUUGACCACUGCACAGCUGAUUCAGCCUGGGGAACUCACGGAGGAGCAACACCAACAGCUGCAAGCCCAGUUGGUGGCAGCUGUUGCAGGAGGACAACAGAUCCAAAUCCAGACAGUGGGUGCCCUCUCUCCCACCCAGCAGCAGGACAACACUGAGAGGCGGGUACUGGGAACAACCAUUGCAACAUCCCAGGGAGCAGGUGUCCUCCAGCCAGCCAAGAAGCGUAAGGUCGACAUGCCCAUCACCGUGUCCUAUGCCCUGCCUGGUCAGCAGGUGGCAACAGUACUAGCUAUCCCACAAGGACAGGGCCAGCAGCAAAGUUACGUGUCCCUGCGGCCAGACCUGCUAACUGUGGACAGCUCCCACCUGUACAGUGCUACGGGCACCAUCACAAGUCCCACAGGGGAGACCUGGACAAUCCCCGUCUAUUCUGCUCCUGCUGGUUCUGGAGGCCGCGAGCAGGUCACACACAUUGCCAUCCCUCAGGCCUACGGCACAGUACAGGUGUCGGGUGCAAACACUACGACAAUGACCACAAUGCCAACACAAGUCACUAUUGAAAACGAUAAGCUGAAAAACCCUGCCAGCCAGAGUCAGACAGCGCAGGCUGUCUCCAGCAUUACAAGCUCUGGAGGAAUGGGAGGCCAGGAGGAAGUGGUGCACACGCUGGCUGCAAACACACUUUUCCCUGCCCAGCUGAUGAAUGGAAACAUCCACAUCCCAGUGGCAGUACAGGGCUACUCCAACGCUACACAGUCUCUUAUCUGGGAUCCACAGCAGCAGGUGCUGCACACACAGGGGCUAUCAGCGCAGGACACACAACAACUGCAGGGUCAGACAGUGGUAGCAGAGGUAGAUGGUCAAGGCCAGCAGCAAGUGCAAGUGCAGGUGCAGGAGCUGCUGUUGCCUGCCACUCUGAAGCCGGAGGAGGGGCUAGAUGUGUGGCGGCUUUGGGCUCAGCGGAAAAAUGCAGAGAUGGACAAAUUAGACAAGAAUAAAUUAGCACCCAUUGGCCGGCGCCAGGCAUUACGCUUCCAGGAGGACUUGGUGUCAUGUGCUGUAGCUGAGCUCUGCAUUGGGCUCUCUUUGAUGACAACAGAAUCUAGAGGGCUGGAAGGGGAGUCAUAUGAGGCUGAUGUUCUUUACUAUGUAUUUCUGUGCAUACAAAAAUAUCUGUUUGACAACGGUCGUGUGGAUGAUGUGUUCUCGGAUCAGUACUAUACACGCUUUGCUCACAGUCUGCACCAGAUCUUGGAUCCUUGGAGACCUUCUAUUCAUCCACUUGGUUACGUUAUCCCCAGCCAUGUGACAGAGGAGAUGCUGUGGGAAUGUAAACAGCUGGGAGCCCACUCUCCCUCCACACUGCUCACAACUCUAAUGUUUUUUAACACAAAGUAUUUUCAGCUGAAGACAGUGGACCAGCAUCUAAAAGUGGCCUUCUCUAAGGUUCUGAGACACACCAGGAAAAGUCCCAACAACCCCAAAGACAAAAGCACCAGCAUCCGGUACCUGAAGUCAACAGAGAGGUUCAUAGGACAAAAAGUAACAGAUGACAUGUACUCAGAGCAGCUGGAGGACCCAGAGAACCCGCUACGAUGUCCAAUCAAACUCUAUGAUUUCUACCUCUUCAAAUGUCCGCAGAGCGCCAAAGGUCGCAACGACACCUUCUACCUGACUCCUGAGCCCGUGGUGGCUCCGAACAGCCCCAUCUGGUACUCCACGCAACCCAUCCCAAAAGAACAGCUGGAGCAGAUGCUCGCACGCAUCCUCGUCGUCCGUGAAAUCCAGGAAGUAAUUAACAUGUCGGAGAGCGUGCACUAGUCAGAAAGGAGAACAAUGAAAGGACUAGACUUUUCCUCUCUCUUUUCACCCUGCCUUUGAUUGCUCAUUAUCAGUGGUUUUCUAUUCUCUCACACCCUCCUGUGGUCUUUAAGGGUGGUAUGUAUAUGUUUAUAUUCAUUAUAUGUCAGCAUAUCUUACACAUGGACUGUACAUACACAUUCAACCGAUACAGAUAUCAGUUUGUCUUAAUGAGGCAAUCUGUCUACCGUUACCACCGUUUUUUUUUUCCUUUUUGUUUUGCCAAAGGAUGUGGUGUCUAAUCAUUUUUAUUGGACCUGACCUGAACUCUAAUUUAAAUCAUUUUUAACUGUUGGUUCCCCUCACUGAUUGUCUGGAACAGUAGUUCAUUGUCUGUCCUUGUUUAGUUUUAAUCUGUAAUAUAUUUCAUUUAUAUAUUUUCACUGGGGUUGGCCUGCACUGUGCUGCUUUUCCUAGACAAUGCUCUUCUUUCCCUCAUCUGCCUUUCUCACUGUUGAGUCUCAGAUCGAAUACCACAGUGGUAUCAAGACUGUAUUAUGUAGCCAGAAAUAGGCUAAAAGCUCAUUUUCAACACGUGUGUUUUACCUGCUUCUUUGAACGUCACUCUUGUCUGUCUUUAGCAGAAAUCCAACAGCGAUCUCUUGUUUAGUUAGUGAAUGCUGCUUGGGCGGUAGCACCCCCUGUUGGACUGGCCCGGCAGCAUUAAACCACAUCAGGACAAAGACUUAAUUGCAAUACAGCAUCAUCACAAAACAUGUGGCCACUAGCACUUGCUAACACAAUGAAGACGAGCAGAUGUAGAAAGAGGACGACCGCUGCUGGAUCCUUUUUUUUUUUUUUUUUCUUUGACCAUCACCGACCCCAAAACUCACCCGACGAGGGAUCUAUUGUAACAUACAUGUUUAUUACAUGACAGAAGAAAGACUCUUAAAAAAAAAAAAAAAAAAAGGAGUGAGUUGGCCCUUAAUGUUCUAUAAUGUAAAAUACUCAUAGCUCCUUCAUGUACUGUAAUGGGUUUCAGUCAUCCAAGGAGAAUGGCAGUGCCUGUGUUUUUGAAACAUGACCUUUUUUGUACAGCCACUA
This is a messenger RNA of Labrus bergylta (ballan wrasse), 3538 nucleotides long. RefSeq names its product transcriptional regulator QRICH1. The record is from RefSeq and is a predicted model, not a curated record. Lineage: Eukaryota; Metazoa; Chordata; Actinopteri; Labriformes; Labridae.